This is a messenger RNA of Coregonus clupeaformis (lake whitefish), 1681 nucleotides long. RefSeq names its product calmodulin 2a (phosphorylase kinase, delta) (gene calm2a). The transcript has 6 exons. NCBI's taxonomy places the organism in Eukaryota, Metazoa, Chordata, Actinopteri, Salmoniformes, Salmonidae. The record is from RefSeq and is a predicted model, not a curated record. Gene Ontology annotation, molecular function: calcium ion binding. The coding region runs from base 86 to 535 and encodes 149 amino acids.
AAAUGCACGUCAAACUGUCUGCUAGACAGUGCGUUCCGUGAGGUUGAAAGUUUAGUUACAUCCUGCUGCUACAAGGUAUAUCGCAAUGGCUGAUCAGCUAACAGAAGAGCAGAUUGCCGAGUUCAAAGAGGCUUUCUCGCUCUUUGACAAGGAUGGUGACGGCACCAUCACCACCAAAGAGCUGGGCACUGUGAUGCGCUCUCUGGGCCAGAACCCCACAGAGGCUGAGCUGCAGGACAUGAUCAACGAGGUGGAUGCUGAUGGUAAUGGAACGAUAGACUUCCCGGAGUUCCUGACAAUGAUGGCGAGGAAGAUGAAGGACACAGACAGUGAGGAGGAGAUCAGAGAAGCAUUCCGUGUCUUUGACAAGGAUGGGAACGGUUACAUCAGUGCUGCUGAGCUGCGCCAUGUGAUGACAAACCUUGGGGAGAAGCUGACUGAUGAGGAAGUUGACGAGAUGAUCAGAGAAGCAGACAUUGAUGGAGAUGGCCAGGUCAACUAUGAAGAGUUCGUACAAAUGAUGACGGCGAAGUGAAGGCCUUGUACAGAUGUUUCUUAUAUAAAUAACUUGCCUUUUUUUUCUGUGGAAUUAAUCUGUAAAAUCUUAAUAUCCCCCUCCCUGCUGUCCAAAGGAACUGCAUGUAAACUGCAUAGGCUGAGUCCCCAUGUCCCUUUUUUUUGCUACCAUCAUGUUUUGGAGUUGUACUAACGGGUGCCCGUCGCAGCCCCAGGGGUUGGAGAGCGCUUAGAAUCUUCACGUCAUGUCGGCUCCGUCCCGGACAAGUGACGACGUUGGCGACCUGUCAGCUGGUUGUCACUUGGCAACUAUGUUGGCAUGGAAAUGGUGUAGAGGAGUAACUCUGCAUGGACUACGGACAAAGUAUAUAUGGAAGUCUCUCAGCAUUGCACUACUGCAAAGAAAAUGUUUUCAAAACUAUUGUAUCUUCUAGGUACACGUAAACUCUUUUUGUAUCUGCUGUUCUUUACCAGAAAACAACUUUGUUUUAAUCUUACUAUGCUUUUUAAUGUUUUACUCCUUUUUUAUGGCCUUUGGCCAUGCUUCAAAUAAUCCAUUCCAAGUUGUAUAUUUUUGUUUUCCAAUAAAAUUUACAAUUUACCCAGGUUUUAAAAUGGUCUUUUCUCAGCCGUAAUGGAUUGUGGCGUUUGUAAUAGUAAACUUUUUGUAUCAAGGAAAGAUGCUUGUUUUGAUAUAAUAAUAGAAAAAUGCUAUUUUUGCAUAUUAAUUGACAUGAAAGAUGUUUAGCAUUUACUCAAGUGACAUGUAAAUUUCACGAGCACUGAAUAUGUGCAUCAGCCAAUGCCUCUUAACAUUCAGCUAAGCUCUGAUCAAAUUUGUAGUCCUUUAAAAAUAAAAGGACUUAAUGAGAUCAAAGGAUUUCGUUUUUAAUGGUACUCUCCAUUAGAUUAUCAAUUUACUGUCUGGAUCUUUUGCUAAACGGUUGCAUUGUCUGAUUAUAUUGGCUCGGUACCAGGCAGAAGCUGACUGCCUCGUGUCUUAAUUGGCACAAGUCUUCAUCACGAGUUGCCUGAAUUGCAGGUAAUGUCAGAACACCAAGGAUGUAAAUAGAACCGUGCCCAUUUGUUAGGUAAAUGUUGAAUUUGUUAAUUUGCAGAGAUGCUAAGUUUGAAGAUGAAAUAAAGCUCUUUAUUGUGGAACUCA